Messenger RNA from Impatiens glandulifera, 816 nucleotides. RefSeq lists its product as uncharacterized. The transcript is spliced from 3 exons. The coding region runs from base 1 to 816 and encodes 271 amino acids. NCBI's taxonomy places the organism in Eukaryota, Viridiplantae, Streptophyta, Magnoliopsida, Ericales, Balsaminaceae. The record is from RefSeq and is a predicted model, not a curated record.
AUGCGUUUUAUAAGAUCGGUGACAUCCAUCUUCUUGGGUUGCAUUGGAGUGGCAUACCAUGCAAACAAAUCUUCCAUCACAGCUCCUGCAGAAAACUCUGAUUCUAUAUCGGAAUCUUCUUCUACAACAACUGACCGCUCGAGGAUGAUCAAACUCAAUGAUGGAAGGUACUUAGCUUACAAGGAGAUAGGCGUUCCUAAGAACAAAUCAGAUUACAGAGUAAUUAUCAUCCAUGGAUUUGGAAGCUCUAAGGAAAUGAACUUUAUGGUUUCUCAGGAGCUAAUGGAUGAACUAAAGAUAUACGUUCUUCUAUAUGACCGGGCUGGAUAUGGAGAAAGUGAUCCCCACCCGAAACGAACCAUAAAGAGUGAGGCGUCCGACAUUCAACAACUCGCGGAUCAGAUGGAAUUGGGACAUAAGUUCUAUGUUGUUGCCGUGUCCCUUGGUUCUUAUCCGGCAUGGAGUUGUCUCAAAACAAUUCCCCAAAGGCUAGCUGGUGUGGCUAUGGUGGUGCCAAUGAUAAACUAUAAUUGGCCUUCACUUCCAAAACAUCUGAUAGAAGAUGAUUUCAGAAGAAAUUUAUCGCGUUGGACGCUUAUGGCUGCCAACCAUACGCCUAGGUUAUUACACUGGUGGCUAACUCAGAAGUGGCUCCCUUUCCCUUCCUCUGUUAAUGUUUUAGACAAAAAUCCCACUUUUUUCAGUAAUAAGGAUUUGGAGGUCUUGAGCAACACCCAAGGAUUUAAAUUACUUAGUCAGGUGAUGAUGAUGAUAUCCUUAAUUUCAUCUUUCAUGUCAUCAUUUCUUAGUAAAUAA